Messenger RNA from Rhineura floridana, 2763 nucleotides. Its product is annotated as kinesin-like protein KIF19. Gene Ontology annotation, molecular function: ATP binding; microtubule motor activity; microtubule binding. NCBI's taxonomy places the organism in Eukaryota, Metazoa, Chordata, Lepidosauria, Squamata, Rhineuridae. The record is from RefSeq and is a predicted model, not a curated record. The transcript is spliced from 18 exons. The coding region runs from base 1 to 2763 and encodes 920 amino acids. Gene Ontology annotation, biological process: microtubule-based movement.
AUGGGCACCUCAUCGGCCACUUCCCCUGCCCCCGCACAGAGGAGGGUCACCGGGGGCUCAGCUACUGCUACAAUCACCCCCAGCUCAGCAACCAUGAAGGAUCUAAGGGCAGAGCAACAGCUGGUGGUAGCCGUCCGUAUCCGUCCCAUCAACAAAGCUGAGGUGGAGGAAGGAGCAACCAUUAUUGCUCACAGAGUGGGUGACCAGAUGGUGGUUUUGAUGGAUCCGUCUGAAGACCCAGAUGAUAUCUUGCGAGCCAACAGGUCUCGGGAGAAGGCAUUUAUCUUUGACAUGGUUUUUGGCCACAGGGCAACCCAGGAGGAGGUGUACAUGUCCACAACCAAAAAUCUCAUCGAAGGAGUCAUUUCUGGAUACAAUGCAACCAUUUUUGCGUAUGGCCCUACAGGUGCUGGGAAAACCUACACUAUGCUGGGGACGGAUUCUGAACCCGGCAUUUAUCUCCGCACCCUCAAUGACCUCUUUAGAGCUAUAGAAGCCACCAGUGAUGACAUGGAUUACUCUGUCUGCAUGUCGUACCUAGAGAUUUAUAAUGAAGUGAUCCGGGACCUUCUGAAUCCAUCCUCGGGGUUUCUUGAGCUGAGAGAAGACUCUAAGGGGAGCAUUCAGAUUGCAGGAAUAACGGAAGUCUCUACCACAAAUGCUCAGGAGAUCAUGGAGCUGUUGAUGAAAGGGAACAAAGCACGCACUCAGGAGCCCACAGCAGCCAACAAGACCUCUUCGCGUUCGCACGCAGUCCUGCAGGUGCUGGUGAAACAGAAGAGCCGGGUGAAGGAUGUCAGCGAGGAAGUGAGAGUGGGGAGGCUCUUCAUGGUUGACCUGGCUGGAUCGGAAAGAGCAGCCCAGACGCAGAACCGGGGCAAGCGGAUGAAGGAGGGGGCCCAUAUCAACCGGUCGCUGCUUGCCUUGGGGAACUGCAUCAACGCACUGAGCGAAAAGGGGGGCAGUCGAACCCAAUAUAUCAACUUCCGAGACAGCAAACUCACACGUUUGUUAAAGGAUUCGCUGGGAGGCAACAGCAGGACGGUCAUGAUUGCCCACAUCAGCCCUGCCAGCACCUACUUUGAAGAAUCUCGGACAACCUUGAUCUACGCUUAUCGAGCAAAAAACAUCAAAACAAGGGUGAAGCGGAACCUUCUCAACGUCUCCUACCACAUCGCGCAGUACACCAGCAUAAUUUCAGACCUGCGUCAGCAGAUCGAAUGCUUGAAGGCAAAGGUGGAAAAUCAAGAAAAGGAAAAACAGCUUCUCAGUCCUGCAGCCAAAGACGUACAAGGCAGAGGUGAACAGGAGGCUGGACAAGAAGGGCCUUUGAUGAACAAGUUGCGGGAGCAGCUGAUUGGGGCCUUCAAGGAGCAAAUGGACAUGCGCCGCAGUCUGAUGGAGCUGGAGAACACUGACAUGGAGCUGCACGUGGACACCUCCAGGCAUCUGCUAAUGAUUGCUGACUGGGAACAAGAAAAGGCCCACCAGGCUGGCAAGUGUCCCGAGAAGCUGCAGCUGAGCGAAAAGGAAGAGGUAGCCAUGGAGGAGGCAGAACGAGGAGAGUCACCGGAGCCUCAUGAGGUCGUGGUGGCCAGGGAGGAGAUCAGCAUGCUGUUGGCAGAGCAGCGGAAAACAGCUGCCUUAAAGGUAGACCUGGAAGAGCGGCUGGCAAAUGCCAAAAAGAAAGUUUCCCAGAUGGAGAAGCUGUUGCCGGCCCAAAUCGCCAGCAAAGACCAGCAGGAAGUUCUGAGGCUUCUUUGCAAAGCUCACGAGCUGGAAGUCGGGAACACGGAGCUCCAGGCCAGCGCUUUGUGCAAGGAGAGCCUGCUGUGCCAGAAGGAUUUUGUUAUCCAGCGCCACCAUCAGCACAGGCGCCUCUGCGAAGAGAUCAUUCAGCAGCAGCAGUCGCUGAUAAGGGACCACAACAUCCCAAUUCCGGAGCCAUUGAGGAAGCUGUACCGCUUGCAUUCCUGUGAGUUAGAGGAAGGGACGCUGGACCACCUGCUGGCACGUCACUCGCUCAUGUCCAGUGCGCUCCGGGGCAGCUCUGCUUUGGACAAGGCUCAGCAUCUGGACCUAAACAAAGAGGAGAAUCAAAAAAGAUUGUUCAAUCACAAGAAAGAUUUUCUUUGGGGGCCAAAAUGUGAGCUGCCCCCAAUUGUUGUGGAAUCAGACAGCGACAGCUACAGAUCAUCUAAAAACACCCCAGCCAAAAGGAAGGCAAACUGUGAAUGGACGCACACCCCUACUUUGUUUCACUUGCUGAGAACUCCUGCUCACCAGCAGAAGAUGGCCUCAGGCACCCCUUCGCGAAAGACGGCCUCCAAGCUACGUUCCCCUCUUCUCCAUGGCUCCAGUAGGAAAAAUUCCAGUGAGGACAUUGCUAGUGGCCCUCUGAGCCGGGAAGCAUUGAAGGAGAUUGCCGACAGCACCAAACGAAUCGCUCUGAUUGCCGCCCGCCGCCGUUCUCGAGUGCAGGAAAGAGAUCUCAGUGGGGAGGUCUCUUCCAUCCACUGUUCUGAAGAUGAGACUCUGGAGCUGAAGGACCUGCAGCACAGCUUCACUCCGGAGCAUUCCUUGAAAGACACGGAGCGUAUCGACAGUCUCAGUGUGGAGCUCCAGAUUAAAAAAUGGCCACAACACAAGGCUCAGGAUGAGCAGAAGGGAGAAGGAGAGAGGGAGCUGUCCUCGGAAUGGAAAACCAGGAAGAAAAGAUCCCGCUCCCUUGAACCCACUUCCCCCAGGGUACAUUUCCAUUAG